AGCAAGUGUACAAUCCAAACGCACACGUUCCUGUGUUAAAAAUGGCUGUGUGUAUAAGUGGGUGCUGCAGACCGUUGGCUGGAACCGAACAGAAUCAGCAAGUGAGAAUGUCACCAGUACACCGAGGAUCACCAAUAUGGGUCCAAAAGUUUUAAUGAACGAUCACAUAGUUACAGCAAGGCAACAUUUCGGAGUCUCACAGGACUCCUUCUUCAGAUCAAAAGUGGGCCCUAGGCAUUGGUAAAAAUAAAAAUGCAACU
Staurois parvus is the source of this 260-nucleotide messenger RNA. NCBI's taxonomy places the organism in Eukaryota, Metazoa, Chordata, Amphibia, Anura, Ranidae. The record is from the annotation of a GenBank genome assembly.